Molecule: messenger RNA, 475 nt
Organism: Acinonyx jubatus (cheetah)
Lineage: Eukaryota; Metazoa; Chordata; Mammalia; Carnivora; Felidae
Product: histone H4
Exons: 1
Coding region: 47-358 (103 amino acids)
Biological process (GO): nucleosome assembly
Cellular component (GO): nucleosome
Molecular function (GO): DNA binding; structural constituent of chromatin; protein heterodimerization activity
Source: RefSeq, a predicted model, not a curated record
GCCGACGGGAGUGGUGCUUCCGUAGCGUUGCGGUGGUGUGGUGACGAUGUCUGGUCGCGGCAAAGGCGGGAAGGGCCUGGGCAAGGGGGGCGCCAAGCGCCACCGCAAGGUGCUGCGCGACAACAUCCAGGGCAUCACCAAGCCCGCCAUCCGGCGGCUGGCCCGGCGCGGCGGCGUCAAGCGCAUCUCCGGCCUCAUCUACGAGGAGACCCGCGGGGUGCUCAAGGUGUUCCUAGAGAACGUGAUCCGGGACGCCGUCACCUACACGGAGCACGCCAAGCGCAAGACGGUCACGGCCAUGGACGUGGUGUACGCGCUCAAGCGCCAGGGCCGCACCCUCUACGGCUUCGGGGGCUAAGUGUCCUCGUUCACGCCACCGAAAGCAUGCGAUUCUCACCCAAAGGCCCUUUUCAGGGCCACCUACCGCGUCCUCCAAAAGCGCUGUCCACUUCGUGUUCCCCAGUCGCUGUUGAGC